AUGCCUCCACGAUUACCGCCAGUCCUGUCGGCAUAUUGCCGCCGGGCAGUACCUUCAUCUCCACGGCCGAUAUCCGCAUUCCUUGUACCCUUCCUGCAAGCUCGCAAUGCCUCCAUCCUGGCCAACCUCUCCGACAACCCAGGCGCAUACAACAAGCGCAUCCGUCGCGGUCGCGGUCCAUCGUCAGGCAAGGGAAAGACCUCCGGGCGAGGUCACAAGGGGCAGAAGGCGCAUGGAAAGGUGCCAGCGCGGUUCCAGGGUGGGCAGACGCCGCAGGAGAUCGUUCACGGGGUGAGGGGAUUCGAGAAUAGAUUCUCUGUUGAGAUGUCCCCGAUCAACCUGAACAAGAUACAGGAGUGGAUUGAUCAAGGCCGACUGGAUCCUACGCAACCCAUCACGCUGAAGGAACUGGUCGAGUCGCGCUGUCUGCACGGCAUCAAGGAUGGAGUGAAGCUACUGGCACGGGGGAAGGAGGAGCUCAAGACUCCAAUCAACAUUCUGGUGUCAAGAGCAUCCGCUGAGGCGAUUGCGGCGGUCGAGGCGGCGGGGGGCAAGGUCACGACGCGAUACUACACGAAGGCAUCCAUCAAGAGGAUUUUGAAGGGCGAGUCGGAGUCAAGCUUCACGCCGCUGGCUAUGGCAGUUCCCGGUGCGGAGGGCGAGUCUCCCAUUAUGGCUGCCGUGGCGCUGUCAUCUGGAUUCAAAUACCGUCUGCCUGAUCCCACCAGUCGUAAGGACCUGGAAUACUACAGAGACUACGCAAAAAGAGGAUAUUUGAGCCAUACGGUGGAAGAAGGCCACGGGCCCAGUCUGUUCUUCAAGACGCCGGGUAUGGGGAAGAAGAGGAGGGUUAAAAAGGCUGGCAAGGCGGUGGACACGGUGCUGGUUGGAGGUUUCCAGGCUGUUCAGGCUGUUGAGCGAAGUGGUGGUGCAGCAAUCCAAUCCCCAGAAUUUUCUCGACUCCGUGUAUCCAGUCAUUCCCCCCAAGUUAAUUACUCGACAUUUGGGACAGUUUACCGAUCGCUUCAUUUUCUUGUGAGCGUCCAAAAAUUUCACAGCUCUUCUUCCCCUAUCACUGGAGCUCGCUUGCUCCUAUGGAUGAACCUGGCAGUAGAGCUCGUCGAAGUAGUGGGUCCAGGCUUCACUCACCGUUACUUGUGCCUUGGAAUAAUUCUUAACAAGCGGAGCGGUGUUGGGGCAUUCAAUCCUCGGGCAAAGACUAUGGGCCUCGCAGCCAUGACACUGAUUGUGUUCGGUACUGCGAUGAACUUUGCCAUGUCUGUCAUGGUGAACCCGAAUGCUGGCAGCACAAAAGAAAAGGUUGGGUUUUUGUUUAGCGAACUUGGAUAA
Messenger RNA from Drepanopeziza brunnea f. sp. 'multigermtubi' MB_m1, 1350 nucleotides. RefSeq names its product mitochondrial 54S ribosomal uL15m domain-containing protein. Gene Ontology annotation, cellular component: mitochondrial large ribosomal subunit. NCBI's taxonomy places the organism in Eukaryota, Fungi, Ascomycota, Leotiomycetes, Helotiales, Drepanopezizaceae. Gene Ontology annotation, molecular function: structural constituent of ribosome. Gene Ontology annotation, biological process: translation. The record is from RefSeq and is a predicted model, not a curated record.